UUUCAGUCCGUCUAACCGCACUCUGGUGUUAGCAUAUGUUGACUUUUGUAUUAUAUUUCGGCUUCGGUGUUUGCCUCUUAAGUAGAGCAGCUUCAAAACUCCGUCUUCAUUAGAACAAGAGUUUGUGAACACUUUAGCAGCUUAUCUCGUGUGUGUUUUCCCCCGUGACCCUCCCAUGAUCCCCUGCGAAUCAAGUCCCAUCGUGUGGUAUGAAAGCUCCGUAUGAAGCGGGUUCCCUCACGUUCUUUGAUGAGCUGACAGGCGACGUAAUCCACGGGAGAUAACAGAAAGCAGCAGAGGCUGUUCCCCCCCACCAUGUCAGCAGACGCUGACCCAGACCCUCCACAGCUUGUGAACCCUCCACCUCCCGAGGUCACCAAUCCUAGCAGGCCUGGCCGCAGGACCAACCAGCUGAAAUACAUGCAGAAUGUAGUGGUCAAGUCCCUGUGGCGGCACCAGUACGCCUGGCCUUUCUACCAGCCCGUCGAUGCAGUCUCUCUUGGACUAGCAGAUUACCAUAAGAUAAUAACAUCUCCCAUGGACAUGGGAACCAUCAAGAAACGACUGGAGAACAACUACUAUUCGAGUGCGAGUGAAUGCAUGCAAGACUUCAACACCAUGUUCACCAACUGCUACAUAUAUAACAAGCCUACAGAUGACAUCGUGCUGAUGGCCCUCGCCUUGGAAAAGAUUUUCUUGCAGAAAGUUGCCGGCAUGCCUCUGACGGAAGUGGAGAUUUUACCCCACACAGCCAAAGGAAAGGGCAAAAAAAGUGGCACCCCAGAAAGCAAGAGGAGGCGUGAAAAUGCAGGCGUAUCCGUUACUCCUUCGAAAAGCGACUUUGAGGAGGAGUCGCCACAACAGGGAACCGCGCAGGGCGGCCCGGGCGAACAGCUCAAGUGCUGCAAUGACGUCCUGAAGGAACUGCUGUCUAAGAAGCAUUCAUCCUACGCCUGGCCUUUCUACAAACCUGUAGACGUCGAAGCCCUGGAGCUGCACGAUUACCACGACAUCAUCAAAUACCCCAUGGACCUCAGCACCGUUAAAAAAAAGUUAAACGGAGGAGAAUAUGAGGACACACAAGCAUUCGCUGCAGAUGUGCGGUUAAUUUUCUCCAACUGCUACAAAUACAACCCAUCCGACCAUGCCAUCGUCAGCAUGGCCAGAAAGCUGCAGGGAGUGUUCGAGCAGAGUUUUGCAAAGAUGCCAGACGAGCGCGUGGAGUCCGCUAAGAGCGCAGGUUUCAGCGGGAUCAGCGGCAACGAUUCCUCCAGUUUGGACAAAUCGCAGUCGGCAGAGGAGCGCGCAACCCAGCGUCCUGUUCGGCAACAACCGUUUAAAACUGCUCACCAACAGCUUGCUGAAGCUCCCGUGAGUAAACUAAAGAAGAAAAAAGAAAAGCAUGAGAAGAGGAACAGCAGGCAAAAUAAAGAAAGCUCCAAAUGCACUUCAAAUUCCAGCUCCAGGCAGUUGUGGAAGGGGAGCAAAAACUGGGAUUCAUGCGUCGAAUGUUUGCCGAUGACGUACGACGAGAAGCACCAACUGAGCCUCGACAUCAACCGGCUACCUGGCAUGAAGCUGGCCCGCGUGGUGCAGAUCAUUCAGACACGAGAGCCCUCGAUGGGCAGUGCCAACCCAGACGAGAUCGAGAUCGACUUCGAGAUACUGAAGCCGUCCACGCUGCGAGAGCUGGAGCAGUAUGUCAGGUCCUGUCUGUAUAAGAGGUUCAAGAAAUUUCAAAUGAAAAGCAGACAAACCGCAUCUCAUCACAACGACAGCAGCAGUUCUUCAGAUUCUGCCACCAGCAGCUCCACUGACUCCAGCUCAGAAGAGUGACUCAUGAUCGCUGCAUUGCUUUUAUUUAUUCCUUCUAUUGUGACCAAAAGAUGCUUUUUUUUCUUUUUUUUUUCCCCUCCCAAAAUUAUGGUAUACAUGCUUAUUUUUCUAUUUGUUCUAUGUGUAAUAUGUGGAAAAUUAAACCUGCCUCAUAUCGUGUUUUGUA
Molecule: messenger RNA, 2002 nt
Organism: Stegastes partitus (bicolor damselfish)
Lineage: Eukaryota; Metazoa; Chordata; Actinopteri; Pomacentridae
Product: bromodomain-containing protein 3-like
Exons: 10
Coding region: 316-1836 (506 amino acids)
Biological process (GO): chromatin remodeling; regulation of DNA-templated transcription
Cellular component (GO): nucleus; chromatin
Source: RefSeq, a predicted model, not a curated record